UUUUAUUGUUUGUCCGAAUCAAUUUGCCUUGAGGCGAAACCUUCGACUUCUGUGCUUUCAUUUGGCUGCAUUCCGGUGGAUUUUUCUAUUUCUGGCGAUGCUCAUCUCGGAAUUUUUAUCUUCAUAAACCUCUUUAAACCUUGCAACUAUCAAAUGGGGGAAGAAUUAUGCACUCUUAAUGUGCUUCAGCGGCGAAAAUUUCAGAUGGAGAAUUGGGGAAAGUCAGAAGCUAAUCAAGUUCCUGGUGAUUGGAAAGUUGCUGAAAAAAUAGAAUUCCCAAUCUCGGUUCAAUUCUGGGCCGCAUGCAGCAACAGCGAUAUGGAGGAAAUUAAUCGACUUCUUUCCCUUGGAAUUGAUAUUAAUGUAGCUAAUGUUGAUGGUCUUACCUCAUUACACCAGAUUGCGACUACGAUCUCGUCAAAUUUCUUGUCGAGCGAGGCGCAAAUGUUAACGUUCAGGAUAAUGAAGGUUGGACACCACUUCAUGCGACGGCUUCAUGUGGCUAUCUCGAAAUUGCAAGGUAUGCAUACCUAA
Molecule: messenger RNA, 534 nt
Organism: Protopolystoma xenopodis
Lineage: Eukaryota; Metazoa; Platyhelminthes; Monogenea; Polystomatidea; Polystomatidae
Source: the annotation of a GenBank genome assembly